CUUUCGUUUAUGUCACCCCCGCGCACCCCUUGUUUUGUUUCGGCUGCUAAAUGAGCCUUUUUCGUGGCAGUGGUAUUUCUGCGGUGCUUCUGGAGCAUGGAAAUGAUGUCUCAAAUGGGUUGAUCUGCCCUUUCUGCCGUGGCUGCAGCGGGCCGGCUUGGCUGGCUUCGGACUGUGAUAUUCUGUCAGUUUUCAGUUCUCUGUGUGUGACAUUCCUGCAUAUUAUGCACAUUCGCUGAUCCAUUAGAGUUCAGGCCAGAAAACAGUUUGGGAGUGACUAGACCUUGGACGUGUGUUGAAGAUAAUUUCAGAGAAUUUAAUCUGUAUGUUGAGUACCUUUUAUUUCUAAACUGCCCCUAAACAGGCAAUGUUUUGGUGUAAUAUUUAACGGCAGUUGAUCUGGUCUUUACACAGUUUAGGCCUCGUUUAUUUUUUGUUUUUAAUAAAAGGCUUUAGUUUUUAGAGCAGUUUUAGGUUCACAGCAAAAUUGAAGAGAAAGUACAGGGUUUCCCACUUACCUUGCCCGGCAUCCCCCCUGCCCAAGUGGUACAUUUUCUGCAGUCAUUGAGCCCACGUUGACACAUCAUGGUUCCCUAAGCUCAUGAUUCACAUUUGGGUUUGUUCUUGGUGCCCAAAAGUCCUCUGUUAGACCUAGAUUUUACAUUUUUCUUUACAUAGCAAGUUGAAUCAUUGUCUUGAGAAUGUUGGAGGUACUUCUGCUUUGGUUGUAGUUUACUAAUUUGUAUUUGGAUUAAUGCUACCUGUGUGUGGGAACAGGUUCCAGGGUAAGGUGAUGACUUGGUUAAGAGGCAAACUGAGGUAUGGGCAUGAAAACUCAUGGGCAGUCCUGGGGUAUGUAAUGGAUACCAGAGCCAUACUUAAAACACUCACCUGUGCUAGGAAAAGCAAAGUGUCCUAGCUGACUUGACAGGUUUGGGAUGAGGCCCUGGUGUCUGUUCCUACAGACGGAUCUGUGCAGCCAAGGUUAGGAACUCUGGAUCUAGAGUGCCCCUGACUACAGCCUUAGGGAGGGGGAUUAGUUACUGCUCUGAGUCUUGAGUGACCUGAAGGGCUGCCUUGGUUCUAGAAGUUUCUAGGUAGUAAUUCCUUACAUCGUAUAAAUACAAACCAAUCAGGCUACAUCUGACUUUAUCAUUGUGUUGUAAUUGGUUUAGAAAGAGAUUUGCUUUUCCCUUUAGUUAGAAACUAUGUAUUUAAGUUUACCUGUGGCAGAACAAGUCUGUAAGGUAUUAUGUUUAUAGUGGUAAGGUUUUUUGUGUGUGUGGUUUUUUUUUUUUUUUUUUUUUUGGAAGACAAGAGUCUCAAGCUGUCACCCUAGGUAGAGUGCUGUGGUGUCAUAGCUCACAGCAACCUCCAACUCUUGGGGUCAAGUAAUCCUCUUUCCUCAGGUUUUUUUUCCUUCUAUUUUUAGUAGAGACAGGGUCUGGCUUUUGCUCACGCUGGUCUUGAACUUGUGAACUCAGGCUAUCCACCAGCCUUGGCCUCCCAGAGUACUAGGAUUACAGGCAUGAGCCACCAUGGCUGGCCUAUAGUGGUGAGUUUCAGUGUUAGUUGAAUUUGUCACUGAAUAUUAACAACUUCCGAAAGGGCCGGAGUCAUAGUCUCUGAAACCUGACUGUUUUUCAGGAGCAGAUAGAGACAGAAGCAGUGAGCCUUCUAGUUGUAGGUCAGCCAGUUGUGAAUCUGUGUAGUGGAGAGUUGACCUGAUGCUUGCUGUUCUUGAAGUUUUGUGUAUAAAUAUUUGUCCAGUGAUUACUCAGCAAAAGUGAAUCUUCCCCAAAAUAAACAUGAUGUUCCUUGUUUGCAACCAGUUCUGCCCUGAUAAGGGAUUUGAUUGUUAAUUUAGCUUUUAAGUGAGUCCUCAAGUGGAGGGAGUAUUUCUUAGUGAAAGGGGGGCAGUAAUGAUCUGCACCCUCCGGUGUGUGAAGGAGGUAAAGAGUCUGCACAGGGAAGGGCUUAGCACUGCUCACUCCUCUCCUGGAACCUGGGGCCCCAACAUACUGCACUUCUCCAAGCCAGAGCCAGGUUUCCUUGGCAGUGCCGCCUAGAAGGCUCCUGCAGUAGGGUGCCAUUGCAGUUAGUUUUCCUCACCCCUUGAAACCACUAGUUAGCUCUCUAUCAUUUAGAAUUAAUUGCAUUUCCUAGAAUUGUAGGUAAGUGGGAUCACAGUAUGUGCCCCUUUUUUGCCUUUUUAAAUUCACUCAGUAUGAUUAUUUUGAAGUUUCUCUAUGUAUAUAUCUAUAGUUCAUUUCUGUUGCUGUGUAGUAAUCCAUCAUGUGCCUCUACCAUGAUUUGUUUAUCCAUUCAGCUAUUGGAUAAAUUCACGAAGUGAUACUAUUUUAACUUGCUUAUGUCCCACAGCAGUUGAGAGUGGAGGAGAGGGAGGAACUGGGCAACUUAGCAGGUUGGUCUGGGUGGGGGUUGUCUUGCAGAGGUCAAGCACUAGCUCCUGGUGCGCUUGGUUGGUCAGAGGUGGUUAAGACAGUGUUUACUGUUGUCUCCUGGUUAGGGUGGGUCACCUUGUCUCUGUAGAUGUCUCUCUGCCAGGACAGAGAGGUAGCCCGUUUUUCAGGCCUGUUGUAUAAUUGGCACGUGAAGUCAGUAAAUCUCUGUGGCUUUGGGAUAACUUUGCCAGAGUGGCUUUGGUGCCACCAUCUGGCCUUGUGGGGCCUCAGUGUUGGCAGCAGUAUUUGCAGAUUUACUUUUAAAAAUUUGGUGUGGUCGAGAGCCCUGCCUAGGUGGCAGUGAUCACAGUGUCCACCAUCAGAACUGCUGUUCCUGGUGUCUGCCCUUCACUCUGCCCCAGUUCCACAAUGUUCCUGUGGCCUCCACACCACCUGCCCUUUCACCUCUCAGAAAAUGUCUCUCUGCCAGGACAGAGAGGUAGCCCGUUUCCUAAUGGAGCUGCUGCGGCACAGGCAGCUGUGCUUCGUCAGUUCAGGUGUUGUCUUUGGAAUGACUCUUUCUGAAGCAGUGGGGCUUCCAGUCCUCUCCCGAACGCAGGCACCAGCAGCCCUGUCCAGAUACAUGUCCCAGGGCAAACAUGUCGAAGCCCGAGAGCUCAUGUACUCAGGAGCGCUGCUGUUCUUCAGCCAUGGCCAACAAAACAGUGCUGCGGAUUUGUCCAUGCUGGUCCUGGAGUCCCUGGAGAAGGCGGAGGUGGACGUGGCAGAUGAUCUGCUGGAAAAUCUGGCUAAAGUGUUUAGUUUGAUGGAUCCCAAUUCUCCAGAGCGAGUGGCCUUUGUGUCUAGAGCCCUGAAGUGGUCCAGUGGAGGCUCUGGGAAGCUGGGCCACCCUCGGCUCCACCAGCUGCUGGCCCUCACCCUAUGGAAAGAACAAAACUAUUGUGAAUCUCGGUAUCACUUUCUACACUCUACUGACGGAGAAGGCUGUGCCAACAUGUUGGUGGAAUACUCCACCUCCAGGGGCUUCCGUAGCGAGGUGGACAUGUUUGUCGCCCAGGCUGUCCUACAGUUUCUCUGUUUAAAAAACAAAAACAGUGCAUCAGUGGUCUUCACAACAUACACACAGAAGCACCCAUCCAUUGAGGAUGGGCCUCCCUUCGUAGAGCCCCUGCUUAAUUUCAUCUGGUUUCUACUGUUGGCUGUGGAUGGUGGCAAGCUGACAGUGUUCACGGUGCUGUGUGAGCAGUAUCAGCCAUCUCUCAGGAGGGACCCCAUGUACAACGAGUACCUGGACAGGAUAGGACAGCUCUUCUUCGGGGUGCCACCCAAGCAGACGUCUUCCUACGGAGGGCUGCUAGGGAACCUCCUCAGCAGCCUCAUGGGCUCCUCAGAACAGGAGGAAGGAGAGGACAGCCCCGAUGACAGCAGCCCCAUCGAGCUAGACUGAUGCUGCCCUGGCCUGCACAGAGACACCACAGUCCACAGCUCAAGAAAAGGUUGCAGAUGGAGUCCCAGAACGUGACUCCUCACACCCACAGGCUCCUGGCUCUGAGGCUGGCGGUAGCUGCGUGUGCGGUGUCUGUCUCUAUUUAUGUGUGGUGGCUGAGGGCGGCGUGGCCUGCCUGUCGCUGUGGCUGGGACCAGAGAGAGGCCCUGGGCUUCUGCCGUGUUCCCUGGAGAUUGACCCACAAUAAAGCACAGGCCUUGCUGCCGCGUCACCCUCUCCCAGUCCUUUGUUUCUGGUUCCUUUGGGGAGGGCCAAGGGGUGACACAGGAGGCCUGUCCUCAGGGACUGGGCAAUUGCGUUUCUAGCACCUGGUAUCCAGAGCAGCCCAUGGGAGGCUGGAGGCUGGAGACGGCUGUGGCCACUCAGGCACAUGAACCCAGCUGGGCCUUCUGUGAUCUUCAAACUCGAGCCGUUUUCUUUUUUAUCUUGUUUUCUGUUUGAACACGGGAUGGCUCUGUAAUCCUGGUGUGCUUGUCCCUGUUGCAGAUAAGCUCAUGCGUGCUGUGCGUCAUCUUGGGAGGUGGGCAAGUGGUUGGCCAAGCCAGUGCCCAUGUGGUACUUGAGGCUGUGGCCCAGCCCACUGGGGUCUGGUGUGGAUCCCGAAGCCACAUUCUGCUGGUCUCUGUGAGCACCAAGUUGCUGCUCUAGAAAUGCUGUUUUAUAAAAAGGGAUGCCACAGGACUUUCAUGAUGCAAUAUUCAUUUGUAUUGGGUGAUUGAUCCUUUGACCUAACAUUAGGUUUUAACCAAAUAAGCAGUCCAGGAAUUAGCAAAUCUGUCCUUUAUCAUUGAUGCUAUUCCAGAUGUUAUCAGUAUAAUUAUAAGAUGGGAAACAUUUUAUUUUUUCACGAUUAAAGUGAAAGUUGUAGAUUAAUAUGCAGUGAUCAUGCGUGGGCUGGAGGGAGAUGUGCGACUUUACUCACUGUAAAAAUGAAAUUUAAAGGAAGGUUUGUGUCAACUGUGGAUCAUAAAUAAAUCCUUUAUACUGGG
This is a messenger RNA of Nycticebus coucang (slow loris), 4922 nucleotides long. It is a transcript of the gene GET4, whose product is annotated as guided entry of tail-anchored proteins factor 4. The record is from RefSeq and is a predicted model, not a curated record. Gene Ontology annotation, biological process: protein insertion into ER membrane. Gene Ontology annotation, cellular component: BAT3 complex; cytosol. Lineage: Eukaryota; Metazoa; Chordata; Mammalia; Primates; Lorisidae. Gene Ontology annotation, molecular function: protein binding. The transcript is spliced from 10 exons. The coding region runs from base 2881 to 3873 and encodes 330 amino acids.